AUGGCCACCGUGGUGCGACGGGAGAGGGGCAAGGGGGAUGUUCUGGUGCUGGACGCGGGGGAUGAGUUCAUGGGCACGAUUUGGACGUCGACGUACCAGGGGCGGGCCACGGCCAGCUUUCUGAGCGAGCUGGGCGUGGACGCCAUGGCCCUGGGCAACCACGAGUUCGACUUCGGGCCCGGUGUGCUCGGCGCGUUCCUGGACAAGCUGGCGCUCCCCGCGCUGGGGGCCAACAUCGACACGUCUAGGGAGCCGGCUCUGGACGGGAAGAUUUUCCCCAGCGCGAAGGUGGAGGUGGCUGGGAGGACUGUGGGGGUGGUGGGGUUCAUUUCCACGGACACGCCCCUGCAGUCGUCGCCGGGGGAGAAUGUGGAGUUUUUGACCGACCUGGCUGCCGUGGUGCAAGGCGAGGUGGACAGGCUGAGGGAGGACAACGUCACGAUCAUAGUGGGGCUCAGCCACGCCGGGUUCGGCGUUGAUGUGGACCUGGUUCCGCGGCUGUCGGGGGUGGACGUGCUCGUGGGCGGGCACUCCCACACGCGGCUGGAGGGGGAGGCGUACCCGACAUUCGUCGAGGACAGGGACGGGGUCGGCGUGCCCGUGGUGCAGGCGUUCUGGGCGGCGCAGACGGUGGGCGUGCUCAACGUGACGUUCAGCGAGGACGGGGCGCUGCUGUCGGCAACGGGCGCCCCGGUGGUGCUGGGGGCCAACGCCAGCGAUGCCACAACGUUCGUUGAUGACGACGCAGACAUGAGCGGCUUGAUCGACAUGUACAGGGGGGACGUGGAUGCAUUUAGGCACCUCGCCAUCGGCCACACUGACGUCUUCCUGGACGGGCAGGUGGACAGCGUCCGGUCCAAUGCCAGCAACCUGGGCGUCAUGGUGUGCGACGCCAUGGUGUGGAAGGUCAAGCAGUCCACGGGGUUUGAGGACGAAUUUGGUGACGUGGACGUGUGCCUGCAGAACAGCGGGGGUAUCACGGGGUCGGUGGACGAGGGGGAGGUCACCUUUGACGACCUCAUCCGGGUGCUGCCCUUCGGGAACACGCUGGCCAUCCUGAAGGUCACCCCGGCCGAGCUGUACAUCGCGCUGGAGAACGGCGUCAGGCGGUGGCGCGGCGGGCAGGGGCAUCCGGAGGAGUUUCCCCAGGUCACCGGGAUAAGGUUCACUUUCUGUGACGAGAUGGCGGAGUGGGAGAAGGUGGUUACGGUGGAAGUCUUCGACGGGGAGAAAUUCGAGGCCGUGACGAGGGACGCCAACGAACCUGCGAUCAACCUGGUGACCAACAACUUCAUUGCACACGGCGGCGACAAUUACACGGUGCUGAGGGAUGCGGUGCAGUUGUUUCCCACCACCGGAGUCACCCUAGACUCAACACUGCUGGACUACAUAAUGGCGUUUUCGCCGGUGUCUCCAGAGGUGGAUGACCGCAUCCAACACGCAUGCGCCACAGGCUAG
Messenger RNA from Ostreobium quekettii, 1458 nucleotides. The record is from the annotation of a GenBank genome assembly. Lineage: Eukaryota; Viridiplantae; Chlorophyta; Ulvophyceae; Bryopsidales; Ostreobiaceae.